AUGGCGUCCAUCAAGGACUUGCUGAAUCCGAUGCCUGAACAAACACCAAACCCUCCCUCUCAGAGCAAUGAGGAACCUUGGCCGCCAUUUCAAAGAUGGGAGCGCCAACGGCUUCUUCAGGGCUUCCGGGGCCGCAAACAACGUAUACCAGCGGUGCCAAAAACGGGGCGUGAGGCUAAGUCGAAGACGCCCAAGGAUGGUGCUAUCUUCAAACUUGGUAAGCCUAAGGGUGAAGUUCGCUAUCCUCCUUGCGAGGAACGUGAUGAGGAUCUCCUAAAGAUUCACCGAGAAUUUAAGCUUCACCCAUUAGGCAAUAUUGCCGAUUAUCCUCGUCAUAUCCCCUACAACAGCCAAAAGAAAGACUUCCAUGAGAAGACCGGACGGGACAGUUUCAAUGCGUUUCAUUACGUGUUUACGAUCCCCGGCGAUGAUGUUGAGUGGAUGGUGAUGUGGGACUACAACAUCGGACUGGUCCGCAUAACUCACUUGUUCAGGUGCAAUGGCUACACAAAGACUGCCCCUGGCAAAGUCAUGGCGAGCAUCAACGGCCUGCGCGACAUAUGCCACAGCAUCACCGGAGGCGCUCUCGCCGCUCAAGGAUACUGGAUGCCAUACGAAGCUGCUAAGGCUGUGGCAGCUACAUUCUGCUGGGAAAUCCGCCACGUUUUGACACCACUCUUCGGGACUGAUUUCCCAUCUAUCUGCAUCCCAACUGUCAACGGGAAAGCGCGUGACUUCCCAAACAUCAAGCUUGACAACUCCAUCAUCCUCCAUGCGACCCAGACCGCUAGAGCCUACCGUAGUCUUGAGCCAGAUCGGGGACCGACAAGCACUAUCGCGCGCAACCCGACCCUAGCCUCAGGCAAUGAUAAUUCUUUCGCGGAUCGCAUCCCAUACCGACAGAUACACCCAAAGGUGCCUCGCCGCAGCUACGCUGAUAGUGUUGGCAGUGUACGCGACUCUUCCUCGGAGCCCUCCUACUGUCACUCACCCCAAAGCACAGUCAUCAAUAGCUUCACCCCUGUGAAUCUGCCUCGUACAGCCGAGAAUAUCCCCCGCUCCAGCGUCCCCUCUUCAGAAGGAUCAGACAAUCCUCAAAUUCAGCACACGCUGCCCAUGCAUACAGCUGCUACAGGAAGGCUGGGGAAUCUCGGAUUGCGGAUGAAUCAACUAGCUGAGUGGCAUCACGAGCCAACGGGGUGUACCACCAUUGACGGAAUGAGCGGUGAUGAGGAGUCAAGCUUGACCUCCCCACUUAGCAGUGAUGGUUCCGACAGUGAUGACGAGGACUAUCAGGAUCCGAGCUCGAGGCGAGAGGCUCGGCUCAAAAAAGGGAAGGGGGGAGGAGAUCCCUAG
Messenger RNA from Penicillium pulvis, 1356 nucleotides. RefSeq lists its product as uncharacterized. The transcript has 4 exons. The coding region runs from base 1 to 1356 and encodes 451 amino acids. Gene Ontology annotation, cellular component: MBF transcription complex; SBF transcription complex. Lineage: Eukaryota; Fungi; Ascomycota; Eurotiomycetes; Eurotiales; Aspergillaceae. Gene Ontology annotation, molecular function: transcription regulator activity; DNA binding. The record is from RefSeq and is a predicted model, not a curated record.